AUGGGCUUUGACGGUACCUCCGUCAGUCCUCAAAUUCGCUCCCUUAUUGAGAAUUACCAUCUGGGCUCUGUUCUGCUAACAGCCAAGAAUUUAAAAUCUGCAGAAGAGGCCACACAGUUAGUUCUCGAGCUGCAAACAAUUGCCCGGGAUGCUGGUCAUCCUGUGCCGUUGCUUAUUGCCUUGGACCAAGAAAAUGGCGGGGUAAAUAGCCUAUACGAUGAAAUCUAUAUCCGACAAUUCCCGAGUGCCAUGGGCAUUGCUGCGACGGGUUCAAAGACAUUGGCCCAUGACGUCGCCGUGGCUACUGCCCAGGAACUCAAGGCUGUCGGUGUCAAUUGGAUUCUUGGCCCCGUUCUCGACGUCCUCACCAACGUCCGAAGUCAGCCUUUGGGCGUUCGUACCUCGGGCGACGACCCCCAGGAGGUGUCGCAGUACGGCGUGGAGUUCAUGAAAGGCUUCAAGGAGGCCGGCUUAGUGACCUGUGGGAAGCAUUUCCCGUCUUACGGUAAUCUAGAGUUCCUUGGUUCGCAGACCGACGUGCCUAUCAUUACCGAAUCGCUGGAGCAGCUCAGCUUGACUGCACUGGUUCCGUUUCGGAAUGCUAUCGUUCAUGGCUUAGAUUCGAUGAUGGUCGGCGGCGUGUCUAUGUCAUCCGCCGGAGUGAACGUGAUGCACGCUUGCUUGAGUGAGCAGGUGGUUGAUGAUCUGCUCAGGAAAGACCUGAAGUUCAACGGUGUAGUCGUCUCGGAAUGCCUGGAAAUGGAGGCCCUCACCCAUAACAUUGGUGUAGGCGGGGGGACUGUAAUGGCGAAGAAUGCGGGCUGCGACAUUGUUCUUCUAUGCCGGUCUUUCCCGGUGCAACAGGAGGCCAUCAACGGGUUGAAACUUGGUGUGGAAAAUGGUAUCAUUGGUCGGCAGCGCAUCGAACAGUCGUUGCGCAGGGUGCUGACUCUGAAGUCAAAAUGCACCUCCUGGGAGCAGGCCCUUAACCCUCCGGGUCUCCCUUCCCUCACGCAGAUGCAGCCGUCGCAUACCAGUCUGUCCACGAAAGCCUAUAACAGCUCGAUCUCGGUGAUUCGCGACAAGCAGAACUUGCUCCCUCUGUCCAGCAUCCUUGAGUCAAGCGAGGAACUAUUGCUAUUGACACCCUUAGUGAAACCAUUACCCGCCUCUGCGGUGUCUCGAUCAGUCCUCGAGCACCUUAGUUUGCCCCUCGACACGGUAGCUGGGGAUCGGACAGCCUCUGUUCUCAGCGGCGAAAGUGUUUUCAAAGAACUAGGAAGGUCUCUUUCCCGACAAAGAAAUGGCCGUGUAUUACACACCUCUUACACGGCCAACGGUGUGCGCCCUAUUCACGAGAGCUUGAUAGAUCGGGCCGGUGCAGUAAUUGUUGUCACCGCAGAUGCUAAUAGAAAUCUCUACCAACACGGAUUCACCAAGCAUGUGGCCAUGAUCUGCCGGUCCCAGUUUACGCCAGCCGGGGAGGCUUGCGAGAAGCCCAUGGUAGUCGUUGCAGCCAGCUCCCCCUAUGACUUCGCGACAGACCCUUCUAUUGGAACCUAUUUAUGCACGUACGACUUCACGGAGACGGCGCUGGAGGCGCUUGUCAAGGUACUUUAUGGAGAAAUGGCCCCCAUGGGCUCCCUGCCAGGAUCAAUCAAUCGAAGUCAGAAACUGCAUCAAGCGCGCCAGCACUGGCUCGUGGAGAAUUGGAACGAGGAGCGAGACGCCCACGCUUUGGAUUCUCUAUUAGAUGCGUUGAGAGAGGAUUGCACUCAUGGGCAGCGCUCGGAGCUGCUGGGUGUGACAUCCAGUAGUUUCCUUCUGCGAAGAGAAGAUAUUGACGAGGGGCACUUCGUUGUACGCAACAGCAGCACGCGAGCCCUCUAUGGAUUUUGCUCAACAUACUUUUUUAGGUCCACGGGCACUGGCGUGAUCGGAUCGUUAAUUGUUGACCCGACAAGACGAAAACUCUCCAUCGGCAAUUCCCUGCACAACCGAGCCAUCCGGACCCUCCUUCAGCGAAAAGGAGUACGGAGGUUCCAGCUCGGUUCUCGCCUUCCCGGGAUUUACCUUGGCAUUCCAUCCGCCAACCAGGUCGAGCGCAAGAGGCUACGGCAAUGGUUCGCGAACCUGGGUUGGAACACUUCCCUUUCGCGACCCGUUUGCAGCGUAUACCUGCGCAACCUGUCCACCUGGACCCCUCCGGAUGGGCUGGUCCAAGGUCUGCAUAACGCAGAUGUAGCCUUCGAUCUCGUCUACGGGUGGGAUUCCGCGGAUCUGAUCCUCGACCAUAUCAAGACGAAUUCCAGGCAGGGUGUGGUAGAUAUCUAUAAACUGGCGCUGGGAGGGGCACCUAAUUCGGGGGUCAUCAGAGCUACGCGGCCUCGGGAUGGAGUGAUCCUGGGCAGCGUUGUUAUUUACAACGAACGAGCGACUUUGGCGGAGCACAUGCCGGCACUCAAAUCUACACCUGGCUCAGCUGGCGGCAUUUCCUCGCCGGUGAUCUCGCCGUCGGUUGGGGAAUAUGCUACCGUGAUGCAGGGCCUCGUCUUUCUGGGGAUCAAACAAAUCCGUAAGCAAGGAGUCGAGGCCGUUAUCAUGGAUUGUGUUGACGGAGAUGGCAAUUUUGACUGCCUGGCAGGAAUGGGCUUCAGCACGCUGCACAGCUUUGAGGAGGUAAAUUGCGAUGCCUCGACAUGGACGAUGAUCACUGCUACGUAG
Molecule: messenger RNA, 2724 nt
Organism: Aspergillus melleus
Lineage: Eukaryota; Fungi; Ascomycota; Eurotiomycetes; Eurotiales; Aspergillaceae
Product: putative beta-N-acetylglucosaminidase
Exons: 3
Coding region: 1-2724 (907 amino acids)
Biological process (GO): carbohydrate metabolic process; peptidoglycan turnover
Molecular function (GO): acyltransferase activity, transferring groups other than amino-acyl groups; hydrolase activity, hydrolyzing O-glycosyl compounds
Source: RefSeq, a predicted model, not a curated record